This is a messenger RNA of Ascochyta rabiei, 2013 nucleotides long. Its product is annotated as Serine C-palmitoyltransferase. The transcript has a single exon. The coding region runs from base 1 to 2013 and encodes 670 amino acids. NCBI's taxonomy places the organism in Eukaryota, Fungi, Ascomycota, Dothideomycetes, Pleosporales, Didymellaceae. Gene Ontology annotation, cellular component: serine palmitoyltransferase complex. Gene Ontology annotation, biological process: ceramide biosynthetic process; sphingosine biosynthetic process. The record is from RefSeq and is a predicted model, not a curated record. Gene Ontology annotation, molecular function: serine C-palmitoyltransferase activity; pyridoxal phosphate binding.
AUGCCGACCAGAAGCAUCAACCCGUUCGCGACGUCCACCCCCAUCUCCCCCGCCUCCGACGCCCUCAACGAGAAGCGCGACGAGCCGCGGCGCGCCUCGUUCACCAAAGGCAACAAGUUCACCGCCCUCUUCGGGGGCGCCUCGCCCAAGGCCCGCACAGACGCCGCCGCCCUGCGCGAAGCCCUCGUUGCCCAGCAGCAGGCCCUCCUCAACUCGCCCUCGCCGCCCCAGCACAUCAACACGGCCUCCAUCUCCCUGCCCUCCAUCAGCCUCACCACCGCCACAGGCGAGAAGAUGCCCACCGAGCCCAAGACCCUGUUCCAGCCCCUCACCCCCGACGAGCAACGCCGCCUGGCCCGCGCACACGCUCAGUUUGGGCCCCUCGGCUCCCACGCCCACCGCUACACCAGCAAGUUCGAGGGCGAGUUUGGCGACCCCAUCGAAGACGAGCCGCCCUACUACUUCCUCCUCACCACCUACAUCAGCUACCUCAUCUUAAUAGUAUUCGGACACGUGCGCGACUUCUUCGGCAAGCGCUUCAGGCGACAGCACUACAGCCACCUGCAGGAGAAGGAUGGCUACGCCCCUCUCAACAGCGACUUUGACAACUUCUACACCCGCAGGCUGAAGAUGAGGAUCAACGACUGCUUCUCGCGCCCCACAACCGGCGUCCCUGGACGCUUCAUCACCCUGCUUGAUCGCAAAUCCGACGACGGCAACAACACGUUCAAGAUGACAGGCACCACGACCGAGACACUCAACCUGAGCUCCUACAACUACCUGGGAUUCGCCCAGUCAGAGGGUCCCUGCGCCGACGCAGCUGAAGCCGCCAUCAGGAAGCACGGAAUCACAAUGGCCAGCCCCCGCGCUGACGCCGGUACCUCUGAGCUCACCGUCGAGGUCGAAGAUCUGAUUGCCAAGUUCGUUGGCAAGCCAGCGUCCAUGGUCUUCUCCAUGGGUUUCGUCACAAAUGCCACCACCUUCCCCACCAUUGUCGGCAAGGGCUGCCUCAUGAUCUCCGACGAGCUGAACCACUCUUCCAUCCGAUUUGGUGCCCGUCUUUCGGGAGCCAUGGUCACCAUGUUCAAGCACAACGACAUGCGCGACCUCGAGCGCAAGCUGCGUGAAGCCAUCUCGCAAGGACAGCCCCGCACACACCGUCCCUGGAAGAAGAUUCUGGUUGCCGUCGAAGGUCUCUACUCCAUGGAGGGCACCAUGUGCAAUCUGCCCGGCAUCAUCGAGCUGAAGAAGAAGUACAAGUUCUUCCUCUUCAUCGACGAGGCUCACUCUGUCGGCGGUGUCGGUCCCCGCGGACGUGGUGUUUGCGACUACUUCGGCAUCGCACCUAGCGAAGUCGACCUGCUCAUGGGCACGCUUACAAAGUCCUUUGGUGCCAACGGCGGUUACCUCGCAGCAGACAAAGCCAUUAUCGACAAGCUACGUACCACCAACGCCGCCAUGCUCUAUGCCGAGUCCCCAACGCCGCCUGUCCUUGUUCAGAUCGCUUCCGCUCUCCGCAUCAUCAACGGCGAAAUCAUCCCUGGGCAGGGCGAAGAGCGUCUCCAGCGUCUCAGCUUUAACAGCCGCUACCUCCGUCUCGGGCUAAAGCGUCUCGGCUUCAUCGUAUACGGCCACGACGACUCGCCCAUUAUUCCCGUCAUGCUCUACAACCCCGCUAAGAUGCCCGCCUUCUCACACGAAAUGCUCAAGCGCAAAAUCUCCGUCGUCGUCGUCGGCUACCCUGCCACACCUCUGGUCUCCUCUCGUGCGCGUUUCUGCGUGAGUGCUGCACACACCAAGGAGGACCUCGACCGUAUGCUGAGCGCGUGCGACGAGGUUGGCGACAUCUUGCAGCUCAAGUUCAGCUCUGGCGUUGCGGGUGGUGCUGAGCCAGACGAGACGGUAGAGAAGACGGGCAAGCUGCCCGAAGAGAAGGAGAUGCAGCCGCCCAGGUGGAGAAUCCAGGACGUGCUGAGGAGGGGUGUGGAGGACGUGCAGUUACCGCUGCGGUAA